AUGAGCAGGUUAGUUGUGCACAAGGAGAGCCUGCCCGCGCAGGUGGGCAUCAAGCGUCGCCGCGCCCCUGCUGCGGCACCCACCGCCUCCUCCCCGACCUCCUCGGCGGUGGAGGGAGAAAACGGGGACGUAAAACCACCACCACCGCCCGCAACGGAGGGUGUUUGCGAUAACACCGUGGACAGCUCUCGCCGUGAAACUGUGGAAACAAACACUGGCGAGGCAGACAGGGCACACCCCGUCGGUGCUGUUCCAGAAGAUGAGGAAGAAGUCGAAGAGUCAAGCGACGACGAAGACAUGGCGGAGUUGGAGCGGGAACGUCGACGUAUUGAGCAGCUGCGCCAGGAAAAGCAGCGGGCGAAGGAUGAGAAAAUUGGCGGCACCGCCGCUUCCGCCUCCGCUGCCCCGCCCCACGCGACAGGACCCGGCAACCAUGCUCCGAAGACUAGUGGUAGUAGUAGCGGGGGCGUCUCUUCUUACAACCAUGAUGUCUUGUUUCGUAGGCGCGAGUGGCGCGAACAGAACCUUGUAACCACAACAGACGGGGCGAAAAGGAAUAAAAAGGCGAAGUGGGAGGCAGUGCAAAACAACGCCCAGCAUUCCGCAGCGUUUCGCCACUUUAUGAAGAGUCACUUUAGGUGA
Messenger RNA from Trypanosoma conorhini, 642 nucleotides. RefSeq lists its product as uncharacterized. Bases 1 to 642 code for a protein of 213 amino acids. The transcript has a single exon. The record is from RefSeq and is a predicted model, not a curated record. NCBI's taxonomy places the organism in Eukaryota, Euglenozoa, Kinetoplastea, Trypanosomatida, Trypanosomatidae.